AUGGCGGAUCGGUUAACGCAGCUGCAGGACGCGGUGAAUUCGCUCGCAGACCAGUUCUGUAAUGCCAUUGGGGUGUUGCAGCAGUGUGGGCCCCCAGCCUCCUUCAGCAACAUUCAGACAGCAAUAAACAAAGAUCAGCCUGCUAAUCCAACAGAAGAGUACGCCCAACUGUUCGCAGCAUUGAUUGCACGAACUGCAAAAGAUAUUGAUGUUCUAAUAGACUCCCUGCCUAGUGAAGAAUCGACAGCAGCUUUGCAGGCUGCUAGUCUGUAUCGAUUAGAAGAAGAAAAUCAUGAAGCAGCUGCCCGUCUGGAAGAGGUAGUUUAUCGUGGGGAUAUGCUGCUGGAAAAGAUACAGAGUGCCCUGGCCGAUAUCGCCCAGUCGCAGCUGAAGACGAGGAGCGGGACGCACAGCCAGUCCCUGCCAGACUCGUAGCGCCAGGGGGCAGCUUGCCCUUGCAAAACCGGACUGCCUCAAGCCGCGUUGGAAACGCAGCUCGGUGUCCACGGGGAGCUGUGACACCCAGCCCAGCUUUCGUGGGACUCUUGAGUGCUCUGAUCCUCGGUAACAACGUCUUUUAUCAAAGCUCAGACUGCAGGUUUUGUAUGAGAAACACUUCUAUUGUAGAAUCGGUGGUUCUGUUCUAGAAUU
Molecule: messenger RNA, 651 nt
Organism: Charadrius vociferus (killdeer)
Lineage: Eukaryota; Metazoa; Chordata; Aves; Charadriiformes; Charadriidae
Gene: MED21
Product: mediator complex subunit 21
Exons: 4
Coding region: 1-435 (144 amino acids)
Biological process (GO): regulation of transcription by RNA polymerase II
Cellular component (GO): mediator complex
Molecular function (GO): transcription coregulator activity
Source: RefSeq, a predicted model, not a curated record